This is a messenger RNA of Pelmatolapia mariae (spotted tilapia), 2585 nucleotides long. Its product is annotated as protein NLRC3-like. The record is from RefSeq and is a predicted model, not a curated record. Lineage: Eukaryota; Metazoa; Chordata; Actinopteri; Cichliformes; Cichlidae. Bases 81 to 2585 code for a protein of 834 amino acids. The transcript is spliced from 6 exons. Gene Ontology annotation, biological process: intracellular signal transduction.
CAGUAUCCAGCUGUGUGUUUGUGAGGAGUGACUGGUCCAGAAACAGACCUUCUACCUUCAGUCAUGGACCUGCACCAACAAUGGUCUUCAAUCAUGGAGCUCAGCUGACCAUGGGUCAGAGGUCACAGUCUCCAGUAUCCAGCUGUGUGUCUGUGAGGAGUGACGGGUCCAGAAACAGACCUCCAGACUUCAGUCAUGGACCUGCAGCAACAAUGGUCUUCCAUCAUGGAGCUCAGCUGACCAUGGGUCAGAGGUCACAGUCUCCAGUAUCCAGCUGUGUGUCUGUGAGGAGUGACUGGUCCAAAGACAGACCUCCAGACUUCAGUCAUGAACCUGCAGCAACAAUAGUCUUCAAUCAUGGAGCUCAGCUGACCAUAGGGAGGAAGAGGAAGAGGAGUGGUGUUUGUGAGGAGGAGCAGCUGUCCUGCUGUGCUUUGUGUCAGGACGUCCUGAAGGAUCCAGUCUCUACCAGCUGUGGACACUGGUUCUGCAGACAGUGCAUCUCCUCAUACUGGGACCAGUCUGCUUCAUCAGGACACUCCUCCUGUCCCCAGUGUGGAGAAAGAUCCAGAACCAGAGCUGGACUGCAGACGGCCAGUCAGAGCAGCUGUAUACAAACAGAUGUUGGUCUGCAGGAGGUUUUAGAUGAACAUAAGAUCAGUCUGAGGAGGAGAUGUGAAAGUGUGACUGAAGGAAGUGAUGAAACAGGAAGUAGAACCCUCCUCAACAGGAUCUACACUGAGCUCUACAUCACAGAGGGACAGAGUGAAGAGGUUCAUACCCAACAUGAGGUGAGGCAGCUGGAGACAGCUUCCAAGAUGGACGCCCUCCAUGACACUCCAAUCAGGUGCCAGGACAUCUUUAAAGCCUUACCUGACCAACAGAGACCCAUCAGAGUGGUUCUGACCAACGGCGUCGCUGGUGUUGGAAAAACCUUCUCAGUGCAGAAGUUCACUCUGGACUGGGCAGAGGGCUUGGAGAACCAACACAUCAGUGCGGUGGUUCUGCUUUCAUUCAGGGAGCUGAACUUGGUCAGGGAUGAGCAGUACAGUCUCCUGGAGCUGAUCCAUGUUUUCUAUCCAACAUUACAGAGCGUCACAGCAGAGCAGCUCACUGUGUGUAAUCUUUUGUUCAUCUUUGACGGCCUGGAUGAAAGCAGACUUUCAUUGGAUUUCACCAACAUGAAGCUAGUGUCUGAUGUCACACAGAAGUCAUCAGUCAGUGAGCUGCUGACAAAUCUCAUCGAGGGAAAUCUGCUUCCCUCUGCUCUCAUCUGGAUAACUUCCCGACCUGCAGCAGCCAAUCAGAUCCCUCCUACAUGUGUUGACAGGCUAACAGAAGUACGAGGCUUCACUGAUGCUCAGAAGGAGGAGUACUUCAGAAGGAGAUUCAGUGAUGAAGAGCUGUCCAGCAGAAUCAUCUCCCACAUGAAGACAUCCAGGAGCCUCCACAUCAUGUGUAGUAUCCCAGUCUUCUGCUGGAUCACUGCUACAGUUCUGGAGCACAUGUUGACUACAGAGCAGAGAGGAGAGCUGCCCAAGACCCUGACUGACAUGUACUCACACUUCCUGCUGGUUCAGACAAAGAGGAAGAAGAACAAGUACCAUGAGGGACAUGAGACGAGUCCACAGGAGCUGAUGGAGGCUGACAGGGAAGUUCUUCUGAAGCUGGGGAGGCUGGCGUUUGAACAUCUGGAGAAAGGGAACAUCAUGUUCUACCAAGAAGACCUGGAGCAGUGUGGUCUGGAUGUCACAGAGGCCUUGGUGUACUCAGGAGUUUGUACAGAGAUCUUCAAAAGAGAGUCUGUGAUCUUCCAGAAACCAGUUUACUGCUUUGUUCAUCUGAGCAUUCAGGAGUUUCUGGCUGCAGUCUACAUGUUCCACUGUCACACCAACAGGAAGUCAGAGGUGCUGAAGGACUUCCUGGGAAAAACAUGCAAGAAGUCAUCUCUGGAUGAUUUUCUCAAGCUAAUCAUAAAGAAAUCCCUCCAGAGUAAAAAUGGCCUCCUGGACCUGUUUGUUCGCUUCCUUCAUGGCCUCUGUCUGGAGUCCAACCAGAGACUCUUAGGAAGUCUGCUGGGUCAGACAGACAACAGUUCAGAAACCAUCCAGACAGUCAUCAACAACCUGAAGAAGAUGAACAGUGAUAAAAUCUCUCCUGACAGAAGCAUCAACAUCUUCCACUGUCUGAUGGAGAUGAACGACCUCUCAGUACACCAGGAGAUCCAAGAGUUCCUGAAGUCAAAGAACAGAUCAGAGAAACUCUCUGAGAUCCAGUGCUCAGCUCUGGCCUUCAUGCUGCAGAUGUCAGAGGAGGUUCUGGAUGAGUUUGACCUGCAGAAGUACAACACAUCAGCAGAGGGACGACGUCGACUGACUGCAGCUGUGAGGAACUGCAGAAAGGCUCGAUUGUGUAAGUGUGGACUCUCAGAGACUCACUGUGAAGUUGUGGCCUCAGCCCUGAAGUCCAACCCCUCCCAUCUGACAGAGCUGGACAUGAGUAAGAACAACCUGCAGGAUUCAGGUGUGAAGCUUCUGUGUGCUGGACUGGAGAGUUCAAACUGUCGACUGGUGACUCUGAGGUGA